AAUAAAUCUGGGAGCAAACCCAGAGAGAAAGCGAGAGAGAGCGCGCCAGCGCCGGCGGGCUCGCCCAGGUCUGUUUCCAAAGUCGCCCUUGAUGGCGGCGGAGGCGAGGCAGCCGCGGCGCGGAGCAGCGGCCGCGCGCUAGUGGGUCCGCCCGCCACCGCCCCUUCCCCGGCGCCGGCUUCGUCCUCGCUGCCCCCGCGCCACUCCGCGCCCCGGCCCCGGCGCCGGCCCUCCAGACGUCCGCCACCCGGGCGGCAGCCUGUGCUCCGUCCCUCCGCUUGCGGGUUCCUGCGCCGUUCCUGCCCCGGAUUGGGGAGGAAGGGGGAUUGAUCUUCGAUCGCGAAGAUGGCUGCUGGCUGCCUGCUGGCUUUGACUCUGACACUUUUCCAAUCUUUGCUGAUCGGCCCCUCGUCGGAGGAGCCCUUCCCUUCUGCCACCACUAUCAAGUCAUGGGUGGAUAAGAUGCAAGAAGACCUCGUCACACUGGCAAAAACAGCAAGUGGAGUCACUCAGCUCGCUGAUAUUUAUGACAAAUACCAAGAUUUGUAUACUGUGGAGCCAAAUAACGCACGUCAGCUGGUGGAAAUUGCAGCCAGGGAUAUUGAGAAGCUGCUGAGCAACAGAUCUAAAGCCCUGGUGCGCCUGGCUUUGGAAGCAGAGAAAGUUCAAGCCGCCCACCAGUGGAGAGAAGAUUUUGCAAGCAAUGAAGUUGUCUACUACAAUGCAAAGGAUGAUCUUGAUCUUGAAAAAAACGACAGUGAGACAGGCAGCCAGCGGAUAAAACCUGUGUUUAUCGAGGAUGCUAAUUUUGGACGACAAAUAUCUUACCAGCAUGCAGCAGUCCACAUCCCGACUGACAUCUACGAAGGCUCAACAAUUGUGUUAAAUGAACUAAACUGGACAAGUGCCUUAGAUGAAGUUUUCAAAAAGAAUCGAGAGGAAGACCCUUCAUUGCUGUGGCAGGUGUUUGGCAGUGCCACCGGCCUGGCCCGAUACUAUCCAGCUUCUCCAUGGGUUGAUAAUAGUAGAACUCCAAAUAAGAUUGACCUUUAUGAUGUACGCAGAAGACCAUGGUACAUCCAAGGAGCUGCAUCUCCUAAAGACAUGCUCAUCCUGGUUGACGUGAGUGGAAGUGUUAGCGGGUUGACACUCAAACUGAUACGAACCUCUGUCUCUGAAAUGUUGGAAACCCUCUCAGAUGACGACUUCGUGAAUGUCGCUUCAUUUAACAGCAAUGCUCAGGAUGUAAGCUGUUUUCAACACCUUGUCCAAGCAAAUGUAAGAAAUAAGAAAGUGUUGAAAGAUGCAGUAAAUAAUAUCACAGCAAAAGGAAUCACAGAUUAUAAGAAGGGCUUUAGUUUUGCUUUUGAACAGCUGCUUAACUAUAAUGUGUCCAGAGCCAACUGCAAUAAGAUUAUUAUGUUGUUCACGGAUGGAGGAGAGGAGAGAGCCCAGGAGAUAUUUGCCAAAUACAAUAAAGACAAAAAAGUGCGUGUAUUCACGUUUUCCGUUGGUCAACAUAAUUAUGACAGAGGACCUAUUCAGUGGAUGGCCUGUGAAAAUAAAGGUUAUUAUUAUGAAAUUCCUUCCAUUGGAGCAAUAAGAAUCAAUACUCAGGAAUAUUUGGAUGUUUUGGGAAGGCCCAUGGUUUUAGCAGGAGACAAAGCUAAGCAAGUCCAGUGGACGAAUGUGUACCUCGAUGCACUGGAACUGGGACUUGUCAUUACUGGAACUCUUCCAGUCUUCAACAUAACCGGCCAAUUUGAAAAUAAGACAAACUUAAAGAACCAGCUGAUUCUAGGUGUGAUGGGAGUUGAUGUGUCUUUGGAAGACAUUAAAAGACUGACACCCCGUUUUACACUGUGUCCCAAUGGCUAUUACUUUGCAAUCGAUCCUAAUGGUUAUGUUUUAUUACAUCCAAAUCUCCAGCCAAAGAACCCCAAAUCUCAGGAGCCAGUAACUCUGGAUUUCCUUGAUGCAGAGCUAGAGAAUGAUAUCAAGGUGGAGAUUCGAAAUAAAAUGAUAGAUGGAGAAAGUGGAGAAAAAACCUUCCGAACUCUGGUUAAAUCUCAAGAUGAGAGAUAUAUUGACAAAGGAAAUAGGACAUAUACGUGGACACCUGUCAAUGGCACAGAUUACAGUUUGGCCUUGGUAUUACCAACCUACAGUUUUUACUAUAUAAAAGCCAAAAUAGAAGAGACAAUAACUCAGGCCAGAUCAAAAAAGGGCAAAAUGAAGGAUUCAGAAACCCUGAAGCCAGAUAAUUUUGAAGAAUCUGGCUAUACAUUUAUAGCACCAAGAGAUUACUGCAGUGAUCUUAAAAUAUCAGAUAAUAACACUGAAUUUCUUUUGAAUUUCAAUGAGUUUAUUGAUAGAAAAACUCCAAACAACCCAUCCUGUAACACAGAUUUGAUUAAUAGAAUCUUGCUGGAUGCAGGCUUUACAAACGAACUCGUCCAAAAUUACUGGAGUAAGCAGAAAAAUAUCAAAGGAGUAAAAGCAAGGUUUGUUGUGACUGAUGGUGGGAUUACCAGAGUUUAUCCUAAAGAAGCUGGAGAAAAUUGGCAAGAAAACCCAGAGACGUAUGAGGACAGCUUCUAUAAAAGGAGCCUAGAUAAUGAUAACUAUGUUUUCACUGCUCCCUACUUUAACAAAAGUGGACCUGGUGCCUAUGAAUCUGGCAUUAUGGUAAGCAAAGCUGUAGAAAUAUAUAUCCAAGGGAAACUUCUUAAACCUGCAGUUGUUGGAAUUAAAAUUGAUGUAAAUUCCUGGAUAGAGAAUUUCACCAAAACCACAACCAGGGAUCCGUGUGUUGGUCCAGUUUGUGACUGCAAAAGAAAUAGCGAUGUAAUGGAUUGUGUAAUUCUAGAUGAUGGUGGAUUUCUUUUAAUGGCAAAUCACGAUGAUUAUACUAAUCAGAUUGGAAGAUUUUUUGGAGAGAUUGAUCCAAGCUUGAUGCGAUACCUGGUGAAUGUAUCAGUUUAUGCUUUUAACAAAUCUUAUGACUAUCAGUCAGUAUGUGAGCCCGGGGCUGCCCCAAAACAAGGAGCAGGACAUCGCUCAGCAUAUGUGCCAUCAAUAACAGACAUAUUACAGAUUGGCUGGUGGGCUACUGCUGCUGCCUGGUCUAUCCUACAGCAGCUUCUCUUGAGUUUGACCUUUCCAAGACUCCUUGAAGCAGUCGAGAUGGAAGAUGAUGACUUUACAACCUCCCUGUCAAAACAGAGCUGUAUUACUGAACAGACUCAAUAUUUCUUUGAUAAUGAUAGUAAAUCAUUCAGUGGUGUGUUAGACUGUGGAAACUGUUCCAGAAUCUUUCAUGUAGAAAAGAUUAUGAACACCAACUUAGUAUUCAUAAUAGUUGAAAGCAAAGGGACUUGUACCUGUGACACACGACUGCUCAUACAAGCGGAGCAGACUUCUGACGGUCCAAAUCCUUGUGAUAUGGUUAAGCAACCCAGAUACAGAAAAGGGCCUGACGUCUGCUUUGAUAACAAUGUCUUGGAGGAUUAUACUGACUGUGGCGGUGUUUCUGGAUUAAAUCCCUCCCUGUGGUCUAUCCUUGGAAUCCAGUUUGUACUACUUUGGCUGGCAUCUGGCAGCAGACACUGCCUAUUAUGACCUCCCACAACCAAAUCGACAUAAUUAAACUCCAGACCCUGCCAAAACAUGACCCCUCAAUUACAUUCAAAUAGGGUCAACUGUCGAAUCAGCAAAACGUUAGCUGGGCCUCUACCAUGGCACUACACCAAGGCGCUGACUCAUGCGGCACCCACUGGCUGCAUGUCAGGGUGUCACAUCCUUAACGUGUGUGAAUGCUGCAUCUCCUGUGUAUAACAUCAAAGCAAAAGCCGACAUGUGCUCUACUGGGAAAUUUGACAGUUCGUUGUUGCAUUGUUGGUGAUUAUAUGUAUAAGGGCUCCCCAUACAACUGUCCAUGAGUUAUAAGAAAUGUCUUGAUUUUAAGCUGGAAUUUUGACUCGCUGCAAUUUUCUCAAGAAUAUCUCUAGGGGAGAAACAAAGUUAUUUUUACCUUAACUCAUCCUUCUGUUAAAAGUUAAUUCUUCUUUUGAGUAGUUAUUAUUGAAAAAAUAUAUAUAUAGAGAGAGAGAGCGUGUGUGUGUGAGAAUUAACAUUGGUCUAAAUUGUUGAAAUACAAAUAAUGGCUGAUUUUCUACCAAAAAAAAUUCGCCAUUAAUAAAAUGCCUUAUGAAGAACGGCUUCGCUGCCAAGGACAAAACACAAUUGAUGACCAAUUAAAUUUUGGUGGGGCAAAUGAAUGGCUUAAAGAUAAUAACCAAGGAACUAUUAAACUAAAGGUGCUUGAGGGUGAAAUUUGAAUAUGUGACAUAUUUCUCAUAAAUGUAAGCAAGCCCUUAAAUGCUUUGAUGUGUGAUGCUCCUUCUGUUCACAAUACAGUUAUGUCGUGCUAGCCAGAUAUUUUACAAUGCUCUAAGAAAAGCUUGUUGGGGGGAGGGGGAAAUGUCUUUCUUGUGAUAAAUGAACUUUGGUUAUCAAGGGUAUUUUGCAUGAUGCUGCUGCUAUUUUAACUUUUCAGUUUGUUUUUCUCUUUCUGUAGAGUGUAGUCCCUUGAAAAGUUAACCGAGUGACAUUAUUGUUAUGUAAGAAUCUGAACCUUGCCGUGUAAAUGCACUUAAGUCAUCUUUAAAAAUGUUGUUAAACUACUCUGAAUAUACUGUACAAUGUAAAUGCUGAAUGAUUGGGGUUAGGUCACGGUGAAAUGAGAAUUAAUGGAUUUUAUACAGAUUCUGUGCUUUCGCCUGAAAACCUAUGUACAGAUAUUUUAAGUACAUAAAUCAGAUUUGACACAUUUAUUUUUUGAAAAGUACAUAUAUGUUCUCAGUGAAGAUUCAUCCUAGGUUUCCUCUUUGUUCGUUUCAUUAGUAGCACACACGAUCCAGAAGUUUCUGCUACUGCUGCUCUAUCCCUCUAUUUUAAAUGGUAUGAUCAUUUGACCAAACUUUCUAUCCAAUUUGAUGAGGGUUUUACAAUAAUCUGAACAAAUAGGAAACCUUGGAUCUAUAUGUAUGCACAUAAAUACUUGAUUGUGAAUAAUGAAAAUUGUUUUUAUACAGCCUCCUUGGUGAAAAUAAUUAGUGUAGUAAGUCAAAUAUUUCAUUAUAGACUAAUAUGGUAGCAGAAUAUUAUUUAUGCUUCUAAAAAUUAUUUUAAGGAGUAAACAGUAUUUGAAGAAAGAGUAAAAACUAUGAAUGUGUAACUCCAGGAAUAUGAAAAAUGUUAGUGAAGGCUGGAAGUAUGUAGAUAUUUUUUAUGGUAAUAUGCAUUUUUCUUUUCUUGAACAUGCCAAAUAUUGGUGUGUGUGUGUGUGUGUGUGUGUGUGUGUGUAUGCUGGAAAUUUUAUUACAUACCAGUUUUAAGUCAAAAUUAUUAACAUUAUCCAGCAUGCUUUAAUACACUCCACAUAUCAAAGAUAUAACCAAGUCUUUAGACUAGUUUAAAAGAUAAAAUUUGUUUUGUCUUUAGCUUUGCAUACGUUUGUAAUUUCCUCCCAUCACCACAUACCCUAGGUACCUUUGUCUAUGUUUUCUUAUUUAAGAUUUUUUUAAUUUGGAAUAGGGGGAGGGGGAAGUGGAAUCACUUUGCAAACUAUUGUUCCAAGAGUUGACAUCAGUUACCAUUUCUAAUGCAUUGUUGUGAUUUUGUAGUGUCGUUCAUAAUUGACAUUUUAGAAAACACCAAAGUGAUUUAAAAAAUACGAAACUUCUCUAGUAACAAUGUUUAAAUCAUGUUGUUUGUUAGUUAGAUAUUUAAAACUUACUAACUUUUGCUAGACUAUUUUAAAUCAUGAAAGUGUUGGGAAGGGGAUAUUAAAGAAUAAAAUUGUUUGUGCAUAUAAAAGACACAUUAAAACACAUGUUGAAUUGCUUCCAGCAUACAACAAACUACCUUAAAAUUACUUUUCAAAUCUAUUAAAUAGAUGUUCGUGGCUAAUGUCAGCUAUACAAUUCGUUUUCGUCAACAUUCUUAUUGCAUUAAUCACAGUUAAACUUGGCAUCUCUUGGCAGGGUCCUAUUUAAUUUCUAUGGCCAUCAGUACCUAUUUACAUGCACGAGUCUUGCAAUGGCCUUUUGUUUUGUUAUAAAAUAGGGUUAUGUAUUAUGACGGCCACAUAAUAUAAUAAUAAAUUGGGUAAGAACUUGCUCUCUAACUAAAAAUUGUUCUCCUGACUGAUACAAGUCUUCAUACUUUUAGUUUACAUUUUUAAAAAACAGUAACACUCAUCCCAUCAAAUUGCCAUAUUAAAUUCACUACUUCUCUAUGAGUUUUGUUGACAAACACUUAAAUUAUAGCCUGUUAAUAAUAUUGAUUUCCAAAGACUAAACAGUACAAUGGAUCGAUAAAAAAGCUUAGAAACUGUUUUUAUUCUUUAAUUUUUUUCUGUACUCAUGUAGCUUAAUGUAGCUCGUCACUAAAACAAAGUCAAAAUUAGUCUGGCGUUAGUGUUGAGUAACCAGAGGGAAUUUCACAUUAAUGUUUUUGUUUUUCCUUCAUUUAAACAACCAGCAUUACUGCCAAACACCAGUCGUGGUCCAUAUUUGUAACAGGUUUUUAACAUUGACAUAGUUAGCAAGUUUGAUUGAAGAGAUUUUUAGGUCCUGGGCCUAUGAGAUUUUAGUAUGCUCUUUUUUCAUGUUUCUAAUGCUUGAGGCGUUAUUGCUUAACUUGGACAAAAAUCAAAACAGUGUUGCCACCAUUUGUAAGUUUUCCUACAAUUAUUAACUUUAAAACUGGCCUUAUGGGGUUCAAAUAGGCAGUAUCCCUUUUAAGUGACCUUUGCAACCCAAGUGUUACUUGCUUAUUUGACGCUCUCUGAUAUUUCACAUCACAUUUCAAUCUGUCUCCACCAAAGUUUAAAUUUUGUCUUAGUUUAAAACUGUUAAGCUAUUCCAUUGAUCAUGUUAGUUGACAUUAAAAUGUUUAAUGAUAUAGUCUGACCUAGUGAAACAAAAUGGAUGUUGUGACUUCCAGUGUGAAAUAGAACGGCUAUUUCACUUGCCGAGAAUGUUAAAUAUUCUAUUAUUAUCUGAAACUCAUGUUGUUUCCCACAGCAGAAUGUUAAUAUUGUUAAUAUUCAGUGUACAUUUCUGUAAAGAGCAAAUCCAUAAAACAAGCUAUCAAGUGUUGAAAAUUUCCCGAAUUGUGAAGAUUUAGAGAACUCUUAUCAGUAGCUUCAUUACCUUAUUUCUAGUUCACGUAAUUAUAUCAAAGAAAUUCCUCUAACGGGAUACUGUCUUGUAUAGAUGCCAACUGAGUUUCUAAUGUGACUUGGUGAAGCUGUCUUUUUUGUUGUGCUGUGUGAUUGUUGGGUCAUGCUUUUCCAGAUACUUUUAUUGAAACGCUCAGUGUGCGUCCAUGCAAAAGGCCAAAUGGCUUUUGUGAACAAUAGAUCUUUUCUCCCCUUUAUUAUGUUCUCUUGACACUUUUGUGAAAAUUAACUAGCCUGAUAAAAAAACCAUUUUGUAAAAAUUUGUAUAAUACUGUUAUAAAAAUAUUUAUAAUCCCAGAAAAUGUUGUGUUAAAUCUUGUGCAAAAACAGUAUAUUCAGAAUAAAAGUUUAUCAUUUAAAGUCA
Otolemur garnettii (small-eared galago) is the source of this 7613-nucleotide messenger RNA. RefSeq names its product calcium voltage-gated channel auxiliary subunit alpha2delta 1 (gene CACNA2D1). NCBI's taxonomy places the organism in Eukaryota, Metazoa, Chordata, Mammalia, Primates, Galagidae. The coding region runs from base 346 to 3621 and encodes 1091 amino acids. The record is from RefSeq and is a predicted model, not a curated record. Gene Ontology annotation, cellular component: L-type voltage-gated calcium channel complex. Gene Ontology annotation, molecular function: voltage-gated calcium channel activity. The transcript has 39 exons.